CUCUAACUUUACAAGUGUAUAUGACAUCCCCGCUACAAGUCAACUAGUAUCAGUUGCAUCACAAUAGCAGCGAACAUGCCACUGCUCGACUGACUGUCUCUCUUCGGACGUGUUUUCUCUCUCUGUCACACUCUGUUAGGUGAAUAUAUAAAAGAAGAGGAUAUUUGUUUGUAUCAUUGCUGGCUUCUUUUCUGAAUACUUUAUUGGCUGUGCUUUUGAAAAGUUGGAUCAAAACCUGUCAGGUUUAGGAGAAAAAAAAGGCUUUUUACCAUUGAAGAGCUGAUUUAGACUCUUUUGUUUAUGGUCUGAUUCUAAGGAUUCUUUCUAACUCAAGAGGGAGAAGCUUUUCUUGAGUGUUGCCUUGAAAAGGAGAUACAGAACAAGGAAGCAGAGCAUUGUAAAGUGGUUCUCAACUUGAACAAGUUAGUGAUAUUGAGUUGGUGAAGUAUUUAAUCUCUGUUGGAGUGGAUAAUUGUACAAUCUUCAAGAUGCAUCUUUCAGUAUUGGUGUGCCUCCUGGUAGCCAUGUUGGUCUGUUUGGUUCAAGAUAGUAUCUCCUGUAGCUGUCAACCUUCACAUCCACAGGAUCACUUCUGUAGAUCAGCCUAUGUGAUCAGAGCAAGAGUUACAACAAAGGAGCUGAUAUAUCCAGAGCCACAACCUGAGCCAAUGGCAGAGUCCUCCUCAUUCAGUGAAGUCUCAUUCUCAGAUUCUGACUGGGGUAUAGAUAACGAGGGACCGAUCAUGGACCAGAGUGAAGGAUUAUUGGCUGCUUCAAUGAAUCUUGCUGCUAUGCCAAGAUUACCUCAGGUGAGGGUACCCGCUGGUCUUCAGGCACCUCAGUACAUGGAGGAGAACCGCCCAAUCAAACUGGAAUAUACCGUCAAGGUUGAGAAGAUCUAUAAGGGAGAUGAUCUCUUGAUGCCUAAGUCUACCGCCAAGAUCGCCACAGCAGCCAUUGAUGCAGCGUGCGGAGUCACUGACUUAGAAGUGGGACAGGUCUAUGUUCUAGCAGGAACAUUUUACAAUGCUGAGCUGAGGAUUUCAUCUUGUAACUGGAAGGAGGGAUACAAGAACAUCACUAAGAGACAAAGACAAGGCAUCAAGCAUACCUACAAAUUACAGUGUGGAAAAUGUGAAAUCUCCCCCUGCUACGGGCGCUACUGCCCAACGGAACCCGUGCCUGAUGUCUGCAUGUGGGACCUCUCUCACUUGAGGGAUGACUGUGAGAGCCAAUAUGCCUACUGCUCCAGAGACGGUAGCGGACAGUGCUUCUGGAACGGAAAGACGGACAUGCGCCGGUGCAUCCGCAGACGAGCUAAGGGAAGGACACAGAGCCGAGGAGGCUUCAUGCCAUGAGCCACCAACAGAGGGUGUCCUCCCUUUACCCAUCAUGCCUGAUUCUCUUCUUCCUGUUGGAGUGAAGUGCUCUUUGUGUACAAUGUACAUAACUUACUAAUCAUGGACACUCUCCUUUGAAGACUUCAGUGUUUGACAUCAUCCAUAAUCUAUCAAACUAAUCUAUCAUUUUCUGAAUAAUUACCAAACAUUCAAAAUACCCACUUUAUUUCUAAACAAGAAAGAAGGAGGGCCACCAGGAGACAAAAAUUUAGUAAAAGAUGAAAUCAAACAACUUUAAAUGAUUAAAAAAAAAAAAAGGAAAUGGAUAAAUCGUCUGUCUGGAGCUCGAAGGGUGUUAACUCUUAUACUUAAGAAUAUUCAGCGUUAACACCCUUUGCCUCUAAACAGAUAAACUGAUAUAACUCUACAUCGUAUUUACAUCUUCAAGACCACAUUUACAGGGAAUCAUUGGAAUGCGAUUAGUUAUUUUAAUUAUUAAAGGUACUGUAUAUUUUGUGUAAAGGUAUUAUUAGAUUUUAAUGUAUAGAUUUCAUAAGUAAUUGUUAUUUGAUAUUUUAUUGAUUUAAUUUAAUUUGUACAGACUUUAAGAAGAACAAGCAAAACAAACAAAGAAGUUCAUUAGAUUUGAUGAAAUAUUCAGCUCAAUGUAAUACUUAGUAGAGCUUAUCCAUGCAUUCAUAAUUUGUCCGUUUAAAUUACGUUAAAUAUUGCAUCGAUAAUUCUUACUGCUAUUUUACAAUGUAAAAGUGUUUACCUUCAGAAAGAAAUUGCCACAUCACAUAUCUCAAGAUAAAGUUUUGUUUCAACAUGAAAUAAAAUCCAUUUUCUGUAUUGAUAUCCUAAGGAUAUCACUCUAUCCUGUUUUAAAAUUCUUAUUUAUUGCCCUCAGUCUCCGCACAAAUACGCAAAACAUGUGCAAAAUAUAGGAUCAUGACAAUUUCUAAAAACUUCAAAAAAUGCAAAGAUGCAGACACAUUGAUAUGUUUGAACUUGACAAAGAGUCUUUUAACUAAUGUUUAAGAACUUUUAAGGGUCAUUAUUCAAACAGUGUAUAAAGGUAUAAUUAUGUAGAUAUAUCGUAUACUGUUAAAUCCCUAUUUUCUAAACAAGGUCCACAAAAACAAGAUUCUAGAUGAGGAUUAAUUGUAAAGCAAUAUCUUGCUGGUUUUACAAAAUGAUUAUAUAGAUGAUGAAAAUCAAGGAAUUUCUUUGAAAUUACUGAAAAUGUUAUCAUGGUAUGUAUGACUUUAAAGUCAUAGAUACCAAAUUACAAAAUUAAUUCUUAUUAUAUUCAUUGAAAGAGCAGCAUUAAUUUCCACUCCCUAUUAAAAUUAGUAGCUUUAAGCUGAGGCCAUUUCAUAAAAACCAGCCAAAUUGAAUUGGAUUUUGGUUGGUCUGCAUCUAGUACUUGACUUUUUUUCCCUUUUUUUUCUGCAAGUCUUCUAUUUUUUGUAAAUAUUGCUGACUUAAUUCCCUCGGUAUGUUUAUUUAAUAUUCUUUGAACAAAUUCAGUGUGUUUUGUUAAUCUAUUACUUAUAAUUAGUCUACAUUAUCAUCUUUUGUCUUCCAUAACUAUAACUUUGUUCUGUCACCAAUUUAUAAAAGAUUGAGAGUGAGAAAAGAAAAAUGAUACAAGUGAGGUUGAAGAGCACUAUAUGAAAGGUAGCACAUGUAAAUAUUUUAAGUCAUUUGUGAUGUUAAUAGUAAUUCAUAUAUUUCAGAUGAAUAACCAAUAUUUUGACAAACCAGUGCUUGUUUGUAUCAUGUGUAAUUGUAUAUAAUGUUAGGAUAAAUAUCUAUAACCUUCGUUCUGCUGAUAAAAGACAAUAAUUGAUGCUUAUAUUCUAAAAUUCCUCAAAAUGGUUUUGCUGAAGGUUCAUCUUGUAUAAAUCAUACUAACAUUUCUUCAUACCUACCUCUAUAUAAUAUCACUCUUUGUGAGAAAAAAAAUGCAUCCUUUUGUUUUUGUUUUUUGUUGUUCCUCAAUCAUGUCGCUUCUCCUGCAUUCUUUAUAUGAACUCACAUUAUUUCUACUACUUAUACCACCAAUAGUGCUAUUACCUCUACUACUACUGCUACUGCUACUGCUUCUACUACUACUACUAUGAUGAGGACUCAUACUUCUUCCAAUUACCAUCCUUCCUCUUCUACAACCGCUUCUCUGCUACUCUUUCCUUUGCUCCUACAUUUAUUUUUACUACAAUAUAUUAAUUUGCUAUUCGAUUUUAAGCUGGCAGAAUAAAGUAAUUUAAAUCUGGUUGGUACAUCAAUGAAAACACUUGAAGGUGAAUAUGUAUUUCUAAUAAGCUCCAGUGGACAUCUCCCAAUUGUCUUCCAUCUCUAGAAUUGCAGGCUUUCAAUAGACUACAGAAGAAAGAUUACUGAAGGUUUGCAAAUGAAUAACUGAUGUGUCUAUUUUUGUUUCAUUCAUUUUAGUCAAUGUCUUGCUUGCUUUCAGAAUAAUCAAUUAAAGUAAAUGUUCUUUGAUA
Strongylocentrotus purpuratus (purple sea urchin) is the source of this 3850-nucleotide messenger RNA. RefSeq lists its product as uncharacterized. NCBI's taxonomy places the organism in Eukaryota, Metazoa, Echinodermata, Echinoidea, Camarodonta, Strongylocentrotidae. Gene Ontology annotation, cellular component: extracellular matrix. Bases 489 to 1358 code for a protein of 289 amino acids. Gene Ontology annotation, molecular function: metalloendopeptidase inhibitor activity; protease binding. The record is from RefSeq and is a predicted model, not a curated record. Gene Ontology annotation, biological process: negative regulation of endopeptidase activity; negative regulation of membrane protein ectodomain proteolysis. The transcript is spliced from 5 exons.